This is a messenger RNA of Aptenodytes forsteri (emperor penguin), 383 nucleotides long. It is a transcript of the gene COPS9, whose product is annotated as COP9 signalosome subunit 9. The transcript has 3 exons. Gene Ontology annotation, biological process: negative regulation of protein neddylation. The coding region runs from base 1 to 117 and encodes 38 amino acids. The record is from RefSeq and is a predicted model, not a curated record. NCBI's taxonomy places the organism in Eukaryota, Metazoa, Chordata, Aves, Sphenisciformes, Spheniscidae.
AUGGUGGCAGGGGGAAGCACGGGGCUGCUGAUGGACCUGGCCGCCAACGAGAAAGCGGUGCAUGCCGACUUCUUUAACGAUUUUGAAGAUCUCUUUGAUGAUGAUGACAUCCAGUGAACUUAGUUGUCCAGCUAUGCAGUGCUGAGAUGUGGAUUUUUCUCUAGGAUCACCUGUGGUGUCCAUUAUUUAUUAAAAUAAUCAAAACAGAAAAAUCACAAGGUGGGGGGAAAUCUGUAUAAGCUGCUUGGGGAAUAUGAAAACCAGAUGGUUAAAGAUAACUAAGGGGGGAAUUGUGGACUGUUAUUUCUAGGAAGCUGUGUGUAGAUUUUUCUUAAAAUUUUACUUGCUGAUGUGCUCAUUCAAUAAAAUACUAACAAAAACUC